GUAGUCGUCGUUCUCCUUUACUAUUGGUCUGUAGGCUGCCUUGCACAGUAAACUCCCAUCCAGCUGGCGGCCCUGUUGUGUUUCUGGGUUCGUCACCAACUAGAACAAAGAACGUCCUAAGAUUCCUUGACUAGAACACGGAAGUAGGAUUGGUAACGAGUUUUUUUUUGCUGUUCCUUGUGUGGAGUAAAGAAAGAAAUACUUACUAAACUAAAUAGUCUACCCAUCUCUAAUUUGACAGAAAAUGUCUAAACUACAGAUGUUGUGUGUGUUUUUAAAUGAUCGUUUAUCGGCGGCUGCUGUGGAUAUUUUUGGUGCAGUUGAGAAAACGGUAGUGGAGUACCAGGAGGAGAAUGAUCGGCUACGGAGACUGCUGCGGAGGACACCAGAGAUACAACUAUGUAGAAUAGAACCCGUGCAGCUCUCGGUCUCUGAAGAGGAGGUUCCCCCUGAGCAGCAGCACUGUGAGCAGGAGUGGAGCCCCAGUCUGGGGCAGAAGGACCCAGAAACCAAACAGAUUAAAGAGGAACAGGAGGAAGUCAGGACCAGUCAGGAGGAAGAGCAGCUUCAAGGGGUGGAGCCUGAUAUCAUAGAGUUCAUAUUUACUCCUCCUUGUGUGAAAAGUGAAUGUGAUCAGGAGGACCCACGUCAAGAUCCCAUACUUGCUGAACACCCAACUCUCAGUCCACUGAAAAUGUCUAAACUACAGUCGUUUCAAGAGUUUUUAAAUGAGCGUUUAACGGCGUUUGCUGCUGUGGAGAUUUCCGGGGAAUUUGCGAAAGCAGUAGCAGAGUACCAGGAGGAGAAUGAUCGGCUACGGAGACUGCUGCGGAUCACACCAGAGAUACAACUAUGUAGAAUAGACUCCCUGCAGCUCUCUGUCUCUGAAGAGGAGGUUUCCCCUGAGCAGCAGCACUGUGAGCAGGAGUGGAGCCCCAGUCUGGGGCAGGAGGACCCAGAGCCCACACAGAUUAAAGAGGAACUCGGGACCAAUCAGGAGGAAGAGCAGCUUCAAGGGCUCUUUGAUACCAAAGACUCCAUAUUCACUCCUUCCUGUGUGAAAAGUGAAUGUGAUCAGGAGGACCCACUUCAGUCCUUGACUCUUCCCCAAACCCAGACUGUGGAGAACAGAGAGAGUCAUUCUAAACCAGUGGAUCCCAAGCCUUUGUCCAAGCACAUGAGGAUUCACACAGGAGAGAAACCAUUUAUCUGUGGUGACUGUGGGAAGAGCUUUAUUCGCAAGGCGCACCUAACCAGGCAUAAACUGACUCACACAGGAGAGAAACCAUUCUCCUGUGGUGACUGUGGGAAAAGCUUCCGUCUCAAAGGGAACCUAACCACUCAUAAACUGACUCACACCAGAGAGAAAUCAUUUAGCUGUGGUGACUGUGGGAAAAGCUUCCGUCUCAAAGGGAACCUAACCACUCAUAAACUGACUCACACAGGAGAGAAACCAUUUAGCUGCGUUGACUGUGGGAAAAGCUUCAAUCGUAAGGUGAGCCUAACUGAACAUAAACUGACUCACACAGGAGAGAAACCAUUUAGCUGUGGUGACUGUGGGAAAAGCUUCAUUCGGAAGGUGCAUCUAACUGAACAUCAACUGACUCACACAGGAGAGAAACCAUUCACCUGUGAUGACUGUGGGAAAAGAUUUAUUCAGAAGAGGGACCUGAGGAGACAUAUACUGAUUCACACAGGAGAGAAACCAUUCACCUGUGGUGACUGCGGAAAAAGCUUCAAUCGAAAGGGGCACCUAACCAUGCAUAAACUGACUCACACAGGAGAGAAACCGUUCACCUGUGGUGACUGUGGGAAAAGCUUUAAUCGAAAGGGGCACCUAACCAUGCAUAAACUGACUCACACAGGAGAGAAACCAUUCACCUGUGGUGACUGUGGGAAGAGCUUUAUUCAGAGGAGGGACCUAAGGAGGCAUAUACUGAUUCACACAGGAGAGAAACUAUUUAGCUGUGUUGACUGAAGGAAAAACUUCAAUCAGAAACAACAAGGCUGCUUAGUCUGAUAAUAUAUUAAUUCAGAAGACUAAUCUGCUAACACGUGAAAAACAUCCACAAAGACUGUAAAUGAGGACACAGAGAGGAGACUAAGAGUAUUGAGAUACACCCAAGAUCCCCUGUGGACCAACUCUAACUGGUCCUCCUGAUCCUGCUCAGUCCAAUGUCACAGUAAUUCUAUAAUGGGACUUUUGUCUGAACCUAACAGGUAAUGUUGCUACUCUUUGUGUAUGAAAUGGACAAUCUGCAGUUCAGACAACCACCAGUUUUUAGGUGAACAACUGAGGGAUGAUGUUGGAGAGGUGUGAACACUCAAUGUCGUAGACAGAUCUGUAGAUAUGUCCAGAUCUGAUGCAGGUUUCCCAAUAGGCCCGUUGGGGGAUCUAUUUGGCUCGCAAGUUUUCUGAGGAAAACAAGAUAAUAUAUAGAAUUUUAUUUUUUUGGUUCGUUGGAUAUUUAUUUUAUUAAGUGCCAGUAGGAGGCACUCUUUCCUCUGGUCUAAAAACAUAUCCCAAUGCCCCAGGG
Oncorhynchus kisutch (coho salmon) is the source of this 2537-nucleotide messenger RNA. RefSeq names its product zinc finger protein 260-like. Gene Ontology annotation, molecular function: RNA polymerase II cis-regulatory region sequence-specific DNA binding; DNA-binding transcription repressor activity, RNA polymerase II-specific. Gene Ontology annotation, cellular component: nucleoplasm. The transcript is spliced from 3 exons. The record is from RefSeq and is a predicted model, not a curated record. Gene Ontology annotation, biological process: negative regulation of transcription by RNA polymerase II; regulation of immune system process; regulation of cytokine production. Lineage: Eukaryota; Metazoa; Chordata; Actinopteri; Salmoniformes; Salmonidae. The coding region runs from base 245 to 1978 and encodes 577 amino acids.